Molecule: messenger RNA, 2907 nt
Organism: Melozone crissalis (California towhee)
Lineage: Eukaryota; Metazoa; Chordata; Aves; Passeriformes; Passerellidae
Gene: ENPP6
Product: ectonucleotide pyrophosphatase/phosphodiesterase 6
Exons: 8
Coding region: 1-1356 (451 amino acids)
Source: RefSeq, a predicted model, not a curated record
AUGGAGAGCCGCAGCCUCCUCGCCGCCCUCCUGGCCGCUGCCCUCGCCGCCCUCCUGCCGCUUCCCGCCGCCUCCUCGGGCCACCGCAAGCUCCUGGUGUUCCUGCUCGACGGCUUUCGCUUCGACUACAUUGAUGACAGCGAGCUGGAGGGUCUGCCGGGCUUUCGGGACAUUGUGAACAUGGGGGUGAAGGUGGAUUACAUGACCCCAGACUUCCCCAGCCUCUCUUACCCAAAUUACUACACACUGAUGACGGGUCGCCACUGCGAGGUCCAUCAGAUGACUGGAAACUACAUGUGGGACCAGAAGGCAAAUGUAUCAUUUGAUAUUGGUGUGAAUAAAGAAAGCCUGCUGCCUCUCUGGUGGAAUGGAUCAGAGCCUCUGUGGGUCACUAUGAUGAAAGCUAAAAAGAACGUUUCCAUGUACUACUGGCCAGGUUGCGAGGUGGAAAUCCUUGGAGUCAGACCAAGUUACUGCCGCGAGUACUUCAGCGUUCCAACAGACAGGAACUUCGCAGACGCCAUCAGCGAUGCCAUCGAGUCUCUGUGCAACAACAGUGCCGAGAUGGCCGCAGUGUACUACGAGCGCAUCGACGUGGAAGGCCACCACUAUGGCCCUUCGUCCCAGCAGCGCAAGAACGCUUUGAGGGAAGUGGACAAAGCCUUGAGCAACAUGAUCUCACUCAUCAAGAGCAAAGGCCUUCAGAAUGAUAUCAACGUCCUCCUCUUCUCUGAUCAUGGGAUGACAGACAUCUCUUGGGCAGAUAAAGUGAUUGAGCUGAAAAACUAUAUCAAUAUGAGUGACACCAUACAAAUGAAAGACCGAGGUCCUGUUGUGAGCCUCUGGCCAGCUCCAGAGAAGCAUGCAGAGAUAUAUCAAAAACUGAAAGCUGUGGAACACAUGGAUGUUUAUAACAUACAGGAUAUUCCAAACAGAUUUUUCUACAAAAAAGGAAAAUUUGUGUCUCCACUAACUCUCGUGGCUGAAGAAGGAUGGUUCAUAGUAGAGAGCAGGGACAAGCUGCCCUACUGGGAGAACGGGACGGGGAGGAAGGAGGCCUGGCAGAAUGGCUGGCAUGGCUACGACAACGAGCUCAUGGACAUGAGAGGCUUCUUCCUCGCAUAUGGCCCAGAUUUCCGAUCCAACUACCGAGCGCCUCCCAUCCGAUCUGUGGAUGUUUACAACAUCAUGUGCAGCCUGGCAGGAGUACAGCCACUGCCCAACAAUGGCUCCUGGUCCAGGGUGGAGUGCAUGCUCCGAAACACAGCCCCCUUGGCACCGCUCCCCCCGCGCAGCAGCUGUGCCCUGGCACUAGCUCUGCUCUCCCUGUUCUCCAGGCACAUCUCCUUACUGUGAUCCCUGAACAAUGUCACUCAGUGUCACCAGCAACUCCAUCCUUCUCUGUUUGUUUUUUUAAAGUUCUUCAUUUGAAUAAUAGCUUCAUUAAUAGAGGGCUGUCCCCCACUCCUCCAUUGUGCUCCACCAGGCAUGAAUCUGACCCAUCCUGCAUUUACAAUGGUUUUAACAUGAAGCCGGGUUUUGUGCUGCUCCAAACACAGCCAGGGACAAUGGUGUCACUCACCUAGAUUUACAGCACUGCCAGUGAGGGCACAGUCCCGGCUGGGUGUCCACAAAGUUUUCUGGUGGGUGCACAUGGGGAUCUCUGAGCAUCAAACACAUCUCACCCAAGCAUCUUUCACUGAGGAGCUCACUCUGGUUGGGCAUACUGAGAAGUUCAGGAGUGGAGACAACCUCUCUGUGUGUAGCUGGGAUCAUCCUGGUUCACCCCUUCAUCUCCAGCUCCAGCAGCAGCAGAGUCCCAUCUUCUCCUUACAGCACCAGCCAAGCCCUGUCUAUACAGACACAGUCUUUAAAGAGCCAAGAGCUUUGCUGAGGGACCAUAAUGCUGAGAGAGGUGGGUCAGCAGGAGAGCAUCCUGCUUCUCUCAGCCUUUGCUUCUUUAUUUUCACCAACACAAGUCCUGGCUCUGCCCAUUUCCAGGGCCAGGCUUUCCUCACAGACCACAGCAGAGGGAAAGGCUGGGAAAGAAGAAAGUGACAGAAAUCCUCCACUUCAAAGCCAGUGGGAAAAUGAAUAGACAUCUGGACACACAAGGGUCAGGAGAACAUAGGAUGAGGAAGGCUGGCAUUUAACAGCCUCUCUGCUUUUCCUGGUGAAGAUAAUAUCAUCUGAUCAUGUUCUAUACCCAAUUGCAUGUCUGAAGUUUUUUCAACAUUUACUGCUCUUCUAUCAGCUUUUGCUCUCUACACCUCUGCCUGGUGAUCAGCACAUUUCCCUUUAUUCUGCAGCAGGGAGAGAGGUCUACACUGAUAGAUCUCCCACCCUCCCAGCUAAUCCAGGUGAUUUUUUCCACCAUGGGCCAUCAAGCACAAGCAAAGUUGUAACAGCGAAGUUAAAUUAAACAGCAGGAGAAGAUAGAGUUGUUGCCAGAGGUGCCUUUGGGAGUGCACAGCGCUUUAUCUGAUAUACCUCUGAACCAGGAGCUUUCAGCAACAACUGCCUUUGGAAGGACUGAGGUCCCUCCCCAUGUAAAACAAACCCCUAGGACUCACAACUCUUCUGGAUCCAGGGACAAGCACGAUCCCAGUAUGUGUGCUACAGUGCAUUUAAGGGUGAAUGAUUACACUGGGGGGGGAGAAAAAACAAACACCAAAUUAAACUUGACAAAAGACUUCUGUAAUAGCUGUAAAGAUUUAUGUAAUGUGUUAUUAAAGCUCAAGUGAACCAUCAAAUCAGUUGGGAGAAAAAUGGAAAAAAUCAGGCUUUGUUAUUAGACUGUUGAGUAUAAAAGGCAAUUUAGUGCUUUCGAAGCAUUUGCAGUAGCUGUAAAACAAGCACCUAUUGUUCAGAGUUCCCUGUUGCUCUUUAAUGGAUCAGGCUCAAUGA